Molecule: messenger RNA, 3071 nt
Organism: Cynoglossus semilaevis (tongue sole)
Lineage: Eukaryota; Metazoa; Chordata; Actinopteri; Pleuronectiformes; Cynoglossidae
Product: 5-hydroxytryptamine receptor 3A-like
Exons: 14
Coding region: 1-1899 (632 amino acids)
Biological process (GO): monoatomic ion transmembrane transport
Cellular component (GO): membrane
Molecular function (GO): transmembrane signaling receptor activity; extracellular ligand-gated monoatomic ion channel activity
Source: RefSeq, a predicted model, not a curated record
AUGUGCAGUAACUACCUGGACCUGACCAAAAACUACUGGAGGUUGGGCUCUACACUAGUCAAGAUGUGCUGGGGAAACAAACCUCACCUGGACACACAGAACCUCUGCCCUGACAGUCAGUACUCACUGAGGCACUUGGUCAACAAAAGUGAGAGGUAUACCACCAAAUACCUCCUGACAGAACACCCAGAAGGGACUCGUAUGACAAAGGUCUCUGAGAGGACCACCUCUCUGCACCUCAGCCCUUAUGAGCAGGCCUCAGGCAGGAAACAGUCGUGGUUAGAUUUUUCAGACACAGCUGGACAGAGGACAGAGACUCACAGGUGUCACGGUAAUGACGGUGGCAAGGUUCCUCCUCCUUCUUUCUGUCCUCACAGCGUCUGCCUCGGAAAUGACAGAAUACGAAGAGAAUUAGACCCAGCUUUUUCUUGUUUCUUGUUGUGUAUAAUUAUUGUGUUUUGGUUGCGAUACACAACUUCAUUCCUAUAUUUCGCUCAAUCCAGCACAUGUGUCUGUGUUGCUGCUGUUUCAGGCGACGUAGACCCUGAGGCCAACUGCAGUUAUCAGGAUGUUUUAAACUACCUGAACCUGACCAAAAACAACCAGCUUUACUCCAUGACCCGGCCCGUCAGGGACUACAGACGACCCACACAGGUUUCCUUGGAGGUUGCGCUCUACGCUAUUCUAGAUAUGGUUGAGAAAGAACAGAAGUUUAUCCCUUUUGUUUGGACAGUCAUGUGGUGGCAAAAUGAGUAUAUUUCUUGGGAUCCAAACAGAUUUUGUGGUAUUAUUAAUGUUUCCCUUCCAAGUGAUAUUCUGUGGACGCCAGAUCUCACUAUUGAAGAAAUGACAGAAAAGGACAAAGCUCCAAAGAGUCCUUAUCUCACCAUAAGCUAUAACGGUGACGUUGAAAUCAAGAAACACCAGGUGUUGGUCAGCACCUGCAGAAUGCACAUUUACACUUUCCCCUUUGACAUACAGAGCUGCAACCUUUCCUUCAAGUCUGUCAUUUACACAGCCAAGGAUAUUAGGCUCAAACCGAGCGACAACUCGUCAGAAGCCACGACUUGGUCUAUGGAGGUGAUGAGGACGCAGUAUGAGUGGCUGUUCAUCAACAUUUCAGUCACCACCAAAAACGCCAGUGAUUUGGACCAGCAGGACAUUAUUGUUUACACUAUUAACAUGAGGCGGAGGUCAACCCUCUACAUCGUCAACUUCAUCCUACCCAUCCUGUUCUUCUUGUGUCUGGACCUGGCUUCAUUCAUGAUCUCAGACAACAGCGGUGAGAAGCUGAGCUUCCAGGUGACGGUGCUGCUCGCCAUCACCGUGUUACAACUGAUUCUGAACGAGAUUCUACCGUCGUCAUCAAACAGGAUCCCACUCAUAGCCGUUUACUGCAUUGGUGUUUUUACCCUAAUGAUGCUCAGCCUCCUGGAGACAAUUCUGAUUAUGUAUCUAAGGGAGAAGGACAGAGCACGGCUGCAUGAUGGGUCAGACAAAGAACUGGGGCUGAAGGAAAGCUCUAACAAACAGGAGAGACUGGACUUUCAAAACUAUCACAGAGGUGAGACCAUGUUGCCAAUAGAAAUGCACACUUGGACAGAGUAUGGACAUAUCUAUGACGGUGCUACUGAGACGUCCCCUGAGCAGCUGUCUAUGGCCAUAGAGCAUAACAGCAACAGCAGGCUGGUGGAGGACAACCACGUCCUGGCCAAGGUGUCAGAUGAGCUGAAGGAGAUGGAGAGAACUCUGGGCCUGCUCCUAAGCACCAGGACGGAUCACAAACCCGGUUACUGGUCCAGACUGGCUAAAAAAGUGAACAAGGUUUUCUUCAUUACCUACGUUAUAAUAAUCAUAAUCUUUCUAUCAGUUCUCUUUUUGAACUGGAACAUUGACUGAAAUGAUGGGUGGUCAUGUCUGUCUCUUUGCCUCUGUUUGUGUGUCUCAACUUUAACACUUACUCCGCCAUGUACUCAGCAGAUAUAAAGUAACAGCUUUAGAUGGGAUUUCCACCAUACAGAAAGUGUAUUUGGUCCUUUGAUGCCGUAGGAACACAGGGUCAGUGCUGAAGAUGAGAAUUAGACUAAGAUAAUACUAAUACUAAUACUAAUACUAAUACUAAUACUACUAAAAACUCCAUGCUCAGAGUAUAGUUGAAUUGCAAUUAUAUUGCAGUGGAGCAAGUGACUGGAAGACAAGGGCGGUGGUCUUCAAAUUCAGGUAGUGGUAAGCAAGGGGAUUUCAUAGACAUUUGCUCAGAGUGUUUGUGUGUGUUUGGUUUCAGGAAUGAAUAUAUGUGCAAAUAACAGUGUAACUCUGUCGUGUGGCGUGGCUCAUAAAUAUACAGAUUUCCUGACGAAAACUCCAGAGGGAUUAAUAAAGUUCUACCCAUGUAAAUGGAGAGGACAUAAAACUUCUAUACCUUCCUAUUAAGUGCUUUGCAAAAGAGAAUAGAAAUGAAUGUAGAAUAGCCUUUGUUGGCGUUUGACAGAAUUGGACAUUUCAUGCUUGUCAAUAUUACGACUACUACUGCAAGAUUAGCUAACAUGUAGAACAUGCCUUUUGUACCCAGGCAGCCAUGUUGGAUCUGUUAUUACAAUGGCCUUCAGUGUAUACACUAUAAUGUAGUGCUAAAUGCACAAAUAUUUUAAAAAAUGUAACGGGACCAGAAGGUGUUACCUAAUCAUCACUGGCAGCCAUGUUUUCACUGAGUGACUCAGGUUGGUAACUACAACGCACAGUCACUACUAUCUAGUGUUUAGGGUUUGAACCAAAGACACCUGCAGUUGAUAGAUACUGUUCAGUAGGUCUUUGUUCUUGUAGGUCAUGUAGGUCAACUGCUAACUGACAGUGGUGGUCAGCCACUUGAUGUUGACUGUACUGUAUUUACCCUGUUGUUAACUGUAUUGUUUUUCCUGUUAGUAGAUUUGUUGUCUGUCCACACCAGUAUAAAGAAGCAGAACCCAAAUGCCGAAACUGAAUUUAUUCAAGUUAUAUUUAAAUAAAAUGUUGUGAAAAUGCACUAAUGUCAGCUGUAUGUCAGAUGUUUUUAUGAUGAUUUAUGAUUAUGA